Argentina anserina (silverweed cinquefoil) is the source of this 1165-nucleotide messenger RNA. RefSeq lists its product as uncharacterized. The coding region runs from base 98 to 814 and encodes 238 amino acids. NCBI's taxonomy places the organism in Eukaryota, Viridiplantae, Streptophyta, Magnoliopsida, Rosales, Rosaceae. The record is from RefSeq and is a predicted model, not a curated record. The transcript has 6 exons.
UAUUUAAUCCAAGCCAUCAUGAAAUCCACUUACAACAUCUCAAAACCAGAGUUGUAGAUAUUGGGUCUCCUCUGUUUCUUCAACUCCCAUUGUUUCAAUGUCAGCUAUCAUUCAAGUCUCCAUCAACUCAGCUUUCAGGUUGAGCGGUUUACAAAAUGACAAACCCAUCAAGUACUGCUAUCUCCCAAGAACAAAGACUGCUGCUUUGAAGCUCAACAGGUUCAAGUUGAGGGCUUUUAGGGGGAGUGGGUCUAUCAGUGGAGUUGGGUUCUUGGUGAAAGAUGAGGGGUGGAAUUGGAAGAAGAAAAGAGAGGUUGUUGUGAGGUUUAAUCAGGGGUUUGGGUUUAAUGGUGGAGGUGGUGGUGGUGGGAAGGAUGAUGGAACCACUGCUAGGGUGUUGGGUAAUAUAGCUGUGGCUGUUGGGUUGACUUAUCUUUCAUUUACUGGGCAGCUGGGUUGGCUUUUGGAUGCUAUUGUUUCCAUUUGGCUCUUAGCAUUUCUUGUGCCAAUUGUUGGUUUGGGUGCUUUUAUGUGGUGGGCAGGACGGGAUAUGGUUCAAGACAGUUGCCCGAACUGUGGAAAAGAUUUUCAGACUUUCAAAUCUCUUUUAAAUGAUGAUAUGCAUCAGUGCCCCUACUGUAGUCAGCCUUUCUCAGUGGUGGACAACAAGUUUGUAAAAGACCCAGCAAAUUUCUCUAAUCGAUCUACAACAUUUGGCCAGGCAUUUAAUGACUACACACGUUCAAAAACAGGGAAAAAGGAUUCUUCCACGGCAGUUGUUGAUAUUGAAGCAGAAGUAAUGGAUGCAGACUGAUUGACUGAGAUUGCCUGGAAUAAGAACUGUUGAUGAAAUUGGUGGAAAACUAGUGAUGCUUAAAAGAUAAUCAAGUAUUACCCGUAGUCGUAGAGAAUGAAAAUCAUCAUAUUGAAUGGAGAGAAUUACCUCUUUGGACAAUUGGGAGUUAGGAUUGUAAUCACAACUUGUCUACUAUGGUAAUUGUGAUCCUAAAUUGGGAUGCAAUAUGUCGAAGUAGAAUACUAAUCACACAGAACCUUUCGGUAGUGAACUGGCCAGAGGGAUAUUACAACCUAGCAAACUUGCAUCACAAGUGUACAUAAUAUUUCAAAAGUCGUAGCUUGUAUAUUCUUUCUUGAUUUAAAUAUU